AUGUCUCCAUUACUGAAAGAAUAUUUGAAUAAGAAGGUUAUCCUGGUGACGACCAGCGGGGAGUGUUUUAUAGCGACGUUAGAAGGGUUUGAUAAAAGCACGAACUUGGUAGUAUCUAACUUGACACAUCGAUUCAAUAACGACAGUGGUCUAGAGUCUAAUGUCCUGAGCCAUGUACAAUUGAUGCGAGGAAGUGAGAUAGUGGCCUGUGGGCUGUAUGAACCAACAGAUGAGGAAACAAAACAGGAGAGCCGAUACAUUGUUAAGGCUCCAACGAUACACAAUACGAAGAAUAUAGUUAAAGAUGAACAUUUAAUAUGGAUGAAAGUAACAGAGGAUAAGGCACAUUCUAUGACAAAGAGACGAAAACUGGUCAAAUAG
Molecule: messenger RNA, 381 nt
Organism: Maudiozyma barnettii
Lineage: Eukaryota; Fungi; Ascomycota; Saccharomycetes; Saccharomycetales; Saccharomycetaceae
Gene: LSM8
Product: U4/U6-U5 snRNP complex subunit LSM8
Exons: 1
Coding region: 1-381 (126 amino acids)
Biological process (GO): mRNA splicing, via spliceosome
Cellular component (GO): U4/U6 x U5 tri-snRNP complex; U6 snRNP
Source: RefSeq, a predicted model, not a curated record